Molecule: messenger RNA, 3489 nt
Organism: Nilaparvata lugens (brown planthopper)
Lineage: Eukaryota; Metazoa; Arthropoda; Insecta; Hemiptera; Delphacidae
Product: beta-1,3-glucan-binding protein
Exons: 9
Coding region: 103-1767 (554 amino acids)
Biological process (GO): carbohydrate metabolic process
Molecular function (GO): hydrolase activity, hydrolyzing O-glycosyl compounds
Source: RefSeq, a predicted model, not a curated record
UUUGUAUCUCAUUUUCCCGGAAGACUCAGUUGUCAGUUGAAGUCCACACGUUGUAGCUGCAGUAUCUGUGUAGAGUGCUCUGUGAUUUUCACUUAUUAGGCUAUGUCUGACAAUAAUAUUAUCAAAAUACGUGUAUUGCUUACAAUAUUCUAUUGUCUACUAAGUAUCCUCCAUAACAAGGUUCAGGGACUACCACAAAGCCAUUUUAACUUUGAUAUAGGAAGGCCACAAAGCUCUUUCAAUUCUGGUGGUCAUAGAGAAUCUAUAAUUAGACAAUCGUCAGUUUCUUGGUCGCGUCCGAAUUAUGGUCAAAUUCCAGAACCAGGGCUAUUGGCAAAUCCUUUGUCCACGCACUUUGGCGACCCCUCACAGUCUGUCGUACAUUCUUCUGGUAACUGGAAAACAUCGUCGAAAACUGUUGUGAAGGAAAAUGGAAAAGUUGUCUACGAAUCUGAGGAUCACGAUGGAGGAGACUUGGGUGGACAUUACAAUCGAAAUGAUCCUUUCCAAGGGAUAGGAAAUACCAAUCGCUAUGGGAUUCCAUACAACAGGAUCAACCCGCAAGAUCGCUUCAACGAAUUUUUCCCACCAGAGAGAGAACCAUUCCCCUCUGGAGCUCGUCGACCAUAUCCUCUACAACCAGACGACUCAACUGAGACGACUAACCCCCCGAAGACUGAACCCCCGACGACUGACCCCCCGACGACGUCUGCUCCGAUUGUGAGGUCGACGCCGAUUGAGAGGAGAACGACGCCAACUGUCACAAAUCCCAGCGAACACUGUGAAAAGUCACAAACUACAGUUAACGGAGUUCCAGCGUGCACCAAGUCCUUGAUAUUUGAGUCAAAUUUCAAAAACAACCUCGAUAGACAUUGGACAAGUGAUAUACAUUUUAAUCGAGAUGAGAGUGAGUUCGUAGUUUUCGACAAUAACCCAGUCAACGUAUAUUGUAAAUCCAAUGUUCUCAAUAUUGAACCAACAUUGCUGGAUGAUUACUAUGGAGAGAAUUACACACGCACACACUCUCUAGAUCUCACCACCAAGUGCACUACAAGGGAAGAAGGGUUAUGUAAAAGGGAAUGGUUCAUUGCAACUAUACUUCCUCCUGUAAUGUCAGCAAGAAUCACAACUAAGGAAAGUUUUUCAUUCAAAUAUGGAGUUGUAGAGAUCAAAGCAAAACUCCCAAGAGGAAACUGGGUCAUUCCAGAAAUAUGGCUCCAGCCCAAAGCCUUCAAUCCUUACGGAGCUAAGAAUUCCGGGAGGGUUGUUCUAGCCAAAUCAAUAGGAAAUUCCGAUCUUCAUCAUGACGGAAUCUCGAUAGGCAACAAUUUGCUCUAUGCUGGACUUGAAGUGAAUGAGACAACAAGAAAAUUCAGGAAAAUGAAACGUGAAGGACUCUGGUCUGAUCAAUUCCAUGUCUAUAGACUCAAUUGGACGCCAUAUGGAAUGAAAUUUUCUGUUGAUGGCGAAAGUUUUGGUGAAUGGCUUGGAAAUAAGAAUUCUCCCCUUCUUGAAGCAAAUGGACUUUCCCAAGAAUAUGGACCUGUCUCACCUUUCGAUCAGGAAUUUUACUUGCUUCUUGGAGUACACGUUGGUGGAUACCACGAUAUUCCAAAUGGGGCCGUGAGUGGCGAUCAACCAAAACCCUGGAGAAAUAGCGAUCCUAAGAGAGUGAUCGUCUUCUACAAUGAUCUCAAAAACUGGUAUAAGACCUGGAAUGAUGAUACGAAACUUCGAGUCGAGUACAUAAAAGUGUGGGCUUUAUGAGAAAUAGCUUUGUUUACGGGUAUUUGAUUAUUAGCCUAAUAUUUGGUAUCUAUCUUGACUGCACCAUGUUCACAAUAAUCAUCAUUGCAUGUUGUAUGACAUAGAUAACAGCAAAAACAGAUUAAUUAUUAUUAUUAUUAUUAAUGCACAUUGCAUUAGACUUGUAUGUUGUAGUCAACAAACAACAUGAAUACUUAACAUUGAUUUAGCAAUCGAUUUUUAACAUUUUUUCACUGGGAUUUCAUCAAGUUUCUGAAAAUUCAAAUUCAAUUGAAUACGAUUACUGACUUUUAUUUUGUGGAGAUAAUGUGUGAAGACAAUUAAUAAAAUUGUGAAAAAUAUAAUAUUAUGAUCUUACUAUCGUAUCUAAUAAAGCUUUUAAGUGAAAAAACACUCACAUUUUUUGAUUUGUGGCAAAAAUUGUGAGUGUUUUUUCACUUAAAAGUUUUAUUAAAUACGAUAGUAAUAAUAAUAGUGAAAACAAGAUGGAUAACCAACAACGGAUAUUAUGAUCUUUCACAAUUCGAAAUAAUAUACCGUAGGUAGUGAAGACGAUAAUUUUAUGGUCUUGUCAUUGUAUGGAAAAGUUUGAUUGAAACGUUCUCCAAGAAUCAAAGCAUUGAAGUUCAGUUUCAUGUUAAUAAUCAUUAGCCUAUAUAUUUUACUUAGAUCAUUUGAAUCUAGUGAUAUUUGGUAGUGAACAAACAGGACGAAAUCGAUCCAUAAUUGAUUAUAUCGAAUGAUAGUUGAAUAAUAGAGUAAAAGUUAUUGGUAAAACAGUAGGCUAUGUAUGUCAUUGUUCAAUAGCUAUUGAAUUAAAUACUGUUGCAAUAGAACUUUAUUAUAAGUAAUGAAGUAGUUCAAUAGCGCUACUUGAAUGUUUAAUUAUCAUAAAAAUUACUAGUACCUUUAUCAUAUUUUUUAUGAUAUUCUUUUUUAUAAGAUUAAGCAUGAAUGGAUUUUCGUAGAAUUGAUUAAUGUAUUAUUUUAAAAUAGAGAUUAGUUCUCUUAUUUUUGAUGAAGGAGAAUCCCUAUAUUAAUAGAGACUAUUAUUGAAAUACCACUAUGAUGUUGAAUCCAGUCACAUUUUAUCGUCAGAAGUAAAUGAUCACUCGAAAUAACUUCAAAAAAUGAUGAAAUAAAAAAGAAAAGACUAAAAAAUUGGGCGAUUUGUAUGAAUGAAACGUAGAAACUUAUGUCUUUGGAGACACCUGGGAUUGAAUUGUACUGUAUGGAUACCAAAUGAAUAAUAAAGGAUAAAAAUAUGUUUGUUGAUGUACCUAGUGUGGUUUUACUGUGUAGCUUACAUAAAUACAUAAUGUAAUUACUACUAGAAAUUGAUCUUUGAUACCUGUACCAUUUACUCUCUUUCUAUAGAAAACAAGAGAUCUCUUCAAAAGAGACGAAUAGGCCUAUGAUUGUUAACAUCGAGAUAAAAUGUAUAACAUGUAUAUUAGACCUACUUUCAUUUUAAGAUGUAAAAGUCCAUGACAUUCCUUUUUUCACAUUAUAAACUCAUAUGUACCCUUAUCCUUAUGUACCUUAUUAAAAAUCUACCAAUAGAUAUGUUACUUUUUUGUAUCUUUAUUGGAUUACUUGUAGUUAGCCAUUGUCAUUUAAUUUACCAAGUUAAUAUAUUUAUCGUGAGAAAAGUUUUCUAGCUCAUUUGCUAUGUUGAUAGUGUGUCGAUUUGUAUAUUAUAGAAUCAACCAAUACUUCGUA